GCAGGUUGAGAGCGCACAGGAGUGCCGCUCCGGAAAAAGGAAACCCGAGAGAUCCACACACUCACACUUUUUUUAUUUUUGUUUUUUUUUAGAACAUUGUAAGCGCCUCUCUACUGGCAGGAGUACAGCAGCGUGCAUCCAGUAGCUGUACAUGUACUGUCCGUUCUGUUAGUGACACAUUACACAUUAAGUAGCGAGAGGGGCGAAGAAAAUAAUCCGGCUGAGUGUGUUGGUGUGUUCUGCUGCUCUUCCUUGCAGUGGAGGCGUCCAGACAGAAUGGAGCUCAUCACAAUCCUCGAAAAAACCGUCUCUCCAGAUCGCAAUGAACUGGAAGCAGCACAGAAAUUUCUGGAGCAGGCAGCCAUUGAGAAUUUGCCUACCUUUCUUGUGGAACUGUCCAAAGUUCUUGCAAAUCCAGGAAACAGUCAGGUUGCCAGAGUUGCAGCUGGUCUACAGAUAAAAAAUUCUUUAACAUCUAAGGAUCCUGAUGUAAAAACACAGUAUCAACAGAGAUGGCUUGCCAUAGAUGCUUCUGCAAGAAGGGAAAUAAAAAGUUAUGUCUUGCAGACAUUGGGUACAGAGACCUACAGACCCAGUUCAGCAUCACAGUGUGUUGCUGGCAUUGCUUGUGCAGAGAUCCCUGUUAACCAAUGGCCUGAGCUCAUCCCACAGCUUGUAGCAAAUGUUACUGGACUUAAUAGCACUGAGCACAUGAGGGAGUCAACACUGGAAGCUAUUGGAUACAUCUGUCAGGACAUUGACCCAGAGCAGUUGCAAGACAAUGCAAAUCAGAUUCUGACUGCUAUUGUUCAGGGAAUGAGAAAAGAGGAGCCCAGCAACAACGUCAAACUUGCAGCCACAAAUGCUCUUCUCAAUUCUUUAGAGUUUACAAAAGCCAACUUUGAUAAAGAGGGUGAAAGGCAUUUUAUAAUGCAGGUUGUCUGUGAAGCAACACAGUGUGCAGAUACAAGGGUACGAGUAGCUGCCUUGCAGAACCUGGUGAAAAUAAUGUCCUUGUAUUACCAAUACAUGGAGACCUACAUGGGUCAGGCUUUGUUUGCAAUAACAAUUGAGGCCAUGAAAAGUGACAUUGAUGAAGUGACUUUGCAAGGAAUUGAAUUCUGGUCUAAUGUGUGUGAUGAAGAAAUGGAUCUGGCCAUUGAGGCUUCAGAGGCUGCUGAACAGGGAAGACCACCAGAGCAUACUAGUAAAUUCUAUGCCAAAGGAGCUCUUCAGUAUCUUGUGCCCAUCAUCACACAGACUCUGACAAAACAGGAUGAGAAUGAUGAUGAUGAUGAUUGGAACCCGUGCAAAGCUGCUGGUGUGUGCCUCAUGCUUCUGGCUACCUGUUGUGAGGAUGAUGUGGUUCCUCAUGUUCUACCUUUUAUUAAAGAGAAUAUCAAACAUCCUGACUGGAGGUAUAGAGAUGCUUCAGUAAUGGCGUUUGGUUCCAUUCUUGAAGGGCCUGAUCUAAACCAGCUCAAGCCAUUGGUCAUCCAGGCCAUGCCAACUCUAAUAGAGUUGAUGAAAGAUCCAAGUGUGGUGGUUAGGGACACCACUGCUUGGACGGUAGGUAGAGUGUGUGAACUACUUCCUGAAGCUGCCAUUAAUGAAGUUUACCUGACGCCUCUCCUGCAGUGUUUGAUUGAUGGGCUUAGUGCUGAACCAAGAGUAGCAUCUAAUGUCUGUUGGGCCUUUUCUGGUCUGGCAGAAGCUGCCUAUGAAGCUGCAGAUGUAGCAGAUGACCAGGAAGAACCAGCAACAUACUGUUUAUCGUCCUCUUUUGAGCUGAUUGUGCAGAAACUCCUUGAAACUGCUGACCGGCCUGAUGGUCACCAGAAUAAUUUGAGAAGUGCAGCAUAUGAAGCCUUAAUGGAAAUCGUAAAGAACAGCGCUAAGGACUGUUACCCAGCUGUACAGAAAACCACUCUUGUCAUCAUGGAACGUCUGCAGCAAGUGUUGCAGAUGGAGUCUCAUAUUCAGAGCACUUCAGACAGAAUCCAGUUCAAUGACUUGCAGUCCCUGCUGUGUGCCACACUUCAGAAUGUCUUGCGUAAAGUACAGCACCAGGACGCCCUGCAGAUAUCCGAUGUGGUGAUGGCGUCUCUGCUCAGGAUGUUUCAGAGCACUGCGGGAUCUGGUGGUGUGCAAGAAGAUGCACUUAUGGCUGUCAGCACUCUUGUUGAAGUUCUUGGCAGUGAUUUCUUGAAAUACAUGGAUGCCUUUAAACCUUUCUUAGCUAUUGGACUAAAAAAUUAUGCUGAAUAUCAGGUUUGUCUGGCUGCAGUGGGACUGGUCUGUGACCUUUGUAGAGCCCUCAUGUCUAACAUUCUGCCUUACUGUGAUGAAAUCAUGCAGCUGCUGCUGGAAAACCUUGGGAAUGAAAACGUUCACAGGUCUGUGAAGCCCCAGAUCCUCUCUGCAUUUGGUGAUAUCGCUCUUGCCAUUGGUGGAGAGUUCAAGAAGUAUCUUGAGAUUGUUCUUGAUACUCUCCAGCAGGCCUCUCAGGCCCAGGUUGAUAAGACAGAUUAUGACAUGGUGGAUUAUUUGAAUGAGUUGAGGGAAGGCUGUCUGGAGGCAUACACCGGUAUUAUUCAAGGGCUUAAAGGCGACCAGGAAAAUGUACAUCCGGAUGUCAUGCUUGUUCAGCCUCGGGUAGAGUUUAUUCUGUCUUUUAUCCACCACAUUGCAGAGGAUGAGGAUCAUUCGGAUGGUGUGGUGGCUAAUGCUGCUGGCCUUAUUGGUGAUUUAUGUACAGCAUUUGGUAAAGAUGUCAUGAUGUUAGUGGAACUUAGACCCAUGAUACAUGAGCUGCUAACUGAGGGGAGAAGAUCGAAGACAAGCAAAACAAAAACUCUUGCUACAUGGGCAACCAAGGAACUAAGGAAACUGAAAAACCAGGCUUGAUCUGACAGUUGAGAAAACAUCUUGGGAAACCCCUCUGGAAUUCUCCAAUCUUUUGAAAAAUAAAAAACCCAAUUCUAAGCAGAAGUGAGGAGUGUGCACGGGUGAGUGUUUGGGAUGUGAGAAUGAGUGAGUGAGGCUUGAAAUCACACCACCUUCUGAAAAAGAACAAAUUCCAGCAGCAGCUGCGGCUACUGUCCGCAUCAGCAGUGCGUCUACUCACUGAUUGCUGAAUUUCAUUGAAGUGUGAGGAAGAGAAUACAGACUGGACAACAUUAACUGAUGUCCUUUCAGGAGCAGAAGCCUUCGGGAAAAGAAAAACUUUGAAAAUAUAACAGCCAAUUUGGAGAGUGGGCUAUGGUGUUUAAACAAAAAGAGCUUAACAGUGGACAGAACUCUUAUUUGGCUGGUGUUUUGGACGCUCUUUAAAGCACUUGUGGAGUGGAUCUUCUGAAUUGGAAAAUGUCAAGAUUUCUUAAAAGGGUUUUGCUGCUGUAGGUGGAGAAAGCUUAAAAGUGGUUUUUCCUGGCCCAUCUCUAUCUUUAAACCAUUGUGCUGUAUAUGCAUGGGGUUCUUGUAAGUGCGUGAGGGCUAAUUCCAGUUGAGUGUGUGUGUGAGUGAGGAGGGUUCACUUUCUUCACUUUGAAAUUCAACAUAGAAGCGAAACUCAAUGCAAAUAAAUUAGUGAACGCAUUACCGAAAAGAUUUCAAGAGUCCGUUCAACUAAUGGCAGCACAACAAGAAAUUGGAGAUGAGUUGCAUUUCUUGUCUUUUUGGUUUUUUUUUUCUUUUUUUUUGUAGGAGAAUCACUGAUGAAUGCUCAGAGCUUCCUUUUCAGGUUUAAACUGGUUUCCAGAAUCUCCUCCUUAAGGAAAGUAGAAAAUGAAAAAGUAAGCCACCUUUUGCCUGUGUGGAAACAAAAAUUUAAAAUGUGCACAGAGAAAAAAGCAAAAUGCAUAUAUGAUCUAAAUGUGGCUGAUAGCAUUCAACAAAAGGCCUUGUCUUCAAAUCAGUCCAAACAAAAGUAGCGUGCCAAAGAAUUUGUCAGACUAUGUAAAAUCGCAACCUAUUUGGGAUGUACUGUGAAUUAAGACAUGUCUAAAAGGCUGGAUCCAGCUCUCCAUUUGGGAAAAAAGUUGGCCUUUCUGUGUUUUUAAAAUGUGAUACUGGUCUCUUGCUGCACUUAUACUUACAAAGCUUGUAAAAGAAAUAGAGGCACUUGUAAAAGGUUCUAUAUUUUUCCACUGCGAUGAGAGAAGUAAAAAUAAAAUAAAAUGGUAUUAAACAUUCCCCUGUACCUUUUGUAGAUUGGUCUUUAAGUUUUUUUUUUUUAUUUUUUUUAAUGUAAAUUUUGGCUUGUGAAAUUUAAUUGGGUAUGAUGCCUGGGCAGUACAGGAGGAAUGCAGACCCCAGUUAAGCCUGUAAAAAGCCACAAAUGACAACUGAUAUCUCAAGCUUAAUGUCUCCUUAGGCAAAUUUAUUUAGUGCAGCCUGGCAGUUGUAUAUUUAGUAGUACAUAAUUUGUUGCCAUGCUUGUAUCUGGCCUAGUAACUGCAGUAUCCAACUAAGAUCAUUUACUGAAAGAAGACUUUUUCUGAAGAACUCAACAGCAUAUCUUUAAUGGUACAGGAGGUGCAAAGUGCUCCGUAAUUAGAGGGCUUGCCAAGUUUAGGAUUAUCUGUUAAUGAUCAUUUUUGUCUUGCCCAUUACAGGUGGUAUUCACUCUUGCAGCCUCUAAGCUGUGCAAUAACGCAUUUAUUUUAUGCACCUGUUCAAUGGGCGUUGCUGACAUUGAUGAUUAGGAUUUUUGUUGCAAACUGGCCCCCUCAAAUUAAUAGCCAUUUAUGUUCUCUUAUUAAGCCAUGGAUGAUGCAUUCAUGGUACUAGUCCAUAGAAUUAGAUGCCAGGUUCAAGCUGGAAAGACCACAUGGCAAUGUAUGCCUAUGAUGACUGGAGCAGAUGUUAGUUAAAUCCCCAAUUUCUUGUGCUAUCCUAAAGCUCCUUGCCCUGAUGGCAGUGCAUUCCAGCAUCCUCCUGUCUGCCCUUGUCUAUGUGAACCUCACUAGGCAGGCUUUCAGAUGUGCCUUUUAGAGCUGGGUUUUCAGGUGCAGUGUGUGGUGCUGAAUAAUUUAAACCACACAGGCAGCAUGGAAGCACUUGGCUGGCUGGCUGUGUGCUAGUGACAAGGGUGUUGUCCAGCUCAAUCUGACUUGCUACUUACUCCAAGCUUGAAAACAAUGUUUUUGGUUUUUUUUUUUUAUGCUUAUUAUUUUGUACUUAAUUGGGACGAGGGAGGGGAGAGUGAGCGAGACUGUUCUGCAAAUGGGGAAAUUCUGACCAUUCCUCAGUGUCACCUAUGUCUGACUUAUGUGAGCCUUCAGCUUUAGACAGCAGGUGAAUAAAACACACUGAGAAACUAA
Molecule: messenger RNA, 5324 nt
Organism: Polypterus senegalus (gray bichir)
Lineage: Eukaryota; Metazoa; Chordata; Cladistia; Polypteriformes; Polypteridae
Gene: kpnb1
Product: karyopherin (importin) beta 1
Exons: 22
Coding region: 277-2907 (876 amino acids)
Biological process (GO): protein import into nucleus
Cellular component (GO): nucleus; cytoplasm
Molecular function (GO): small GTPase binding; nuclear import signal receptor activity
Source: RefSeq, a predicted model, not a curated record